This is a messenger RNA of Fomitiporia mediterranea MF3/22, 1408 nucleotides long. RefSeq names its product Choline/ethanolaminephosphotransferase. The transcript has 13 exons. Gene Ontology annotation, biological process: phospholipid biosynthetic process. Gene Ontology annotation, cellular component: membrane. The record is from RefSeq and is a predicted model, not a curated record. The coding region runs from base 6 to 1244 and encodes 412 amino acids. Gene Ontology annotation, molecular function: phosphotransferase activity, for other substituted phosphate groups. NCBI's taxonomy places the organism in Eukaryota, Fungi, Basidiomycota, Agaricomycetes, Hymenochaetales, Hymenochaetaceae.
CGACCAUGCACGGUGUCCUUUAUGAACCUUAUCUAGAAACAGAAGCCCUGGCUAAUAUAAAAUUUUACCGAUACUCCUGCAUUGACAAAUCCCUUAUUUACAAAUAUGUUAUUAGACGAUGGUGUGACCUGGUUAUCAAUCUUUUUCCAAUGUGGAUGGCUCCGAACUUUAUAACCUUGCUUGGAUUUGGCUUUAUCAUGGCAAACGUAUUUUUACUUUCCUCCUUUCUGCCAACGUUGCUCGGACAAGGACCUUGCUGGAUAUAUUUAUCUUUUUCUAUCGGAUUGUUCUUAUACCAGACUUUUGACAAUAUUGAUGGACGGCAAGCACGGCGUACUGGGACUUCAUCUGCACUGGGCCAUAUCUUCGACCAUACUAUUGACAGUCUGAACUGUGCGCUUGGCGGUUUGCUCCAAGUUGCCUCCUUAUGCAUAGGCCCUUCUGCGAAGGGCGUGUUUCUUAUCCUCGUUGGAUGCUGUGCCAUGUGGUUUAGUACAUGGGAAGAAUACCAUACUGGUACACUUUAUCUUGGUUAUUUCAACGGCCCGACGGAGGGUGUUCUGAUCGCCUGCGCAAUACAUCUCAUCUCUGCAAUUUUUGGUCCCCAGAUAUGGCUUACCCAAGUCAAGUCGUUUGAGAUACUUGGCUGGCAGACGCCGGUAUUUCAUCUUUACGACAUCGUCGUUUUUGCAGCGUUGGCGUCUCUCUUAUUCCUGCACAUACCCGAAAGCGUCUUUAACGUAUACAAAUCCCGUCGAGCCGCAAACCAGCCCUUUCUUCCUACUCUCCUCCAGCACCUCCCCUUCUUACUCUUCCUAACUCUUGCCUGCUCCUGGUCGCUCUCCCCGAGUUCCCAUAUCCUCUCGCAUAGUCUCACCUAUGCUUCGCACAAGGGACGCGCUAUCGGCGGGCUCAUUGAGUUUGCCCUUCUUGUGAUGUUCGCGUUUGGGAAACUUGGACCGCGAAUUAUACUUGCGCGUCUUACUCGGUCUCCGUUCCCGUGGCUUAAUUUCGGUGCUUUUGUCCCACUUGCCAUUGGCGCGAUUUACGUGAACUUUGGUAGUGUCAUCAAUGGCUUCCAUCCCUCCGCGCAAACCGAGCGUCUGCUGCUUCAUACCGCAGUGCUUAUGGCUGGCUUUGCUUUCUUACACUGGGCGCACUUCUUGAUUGAAGGUUUCACGCACACGCUUGGAAUCAACUGCUUUACGAUAAAGGCGAAGGCUGGUGUUGAAGAUAAGGCAUGACGACUAUAUCAUCAAUUAUUACGAAGGAAUGUUAAUGUUGGUUUCUGACGUCACUUUUAUCAUGAACUUCAUUCACAAAAUUGGGAUUAAUUUGGGUUAGAGGAUAGCUACUUAAUGACUUUUCUUUAAGGUUUUGUUGCAGUUUGGAUUUUCACUUCACUCGC